Octopus sinensis (East Asian common octopus) is the source of this 3603-nucleotide messenger RNA. RefSeq lists its product as uncharacterized. The transcript has 22 exons. The record is from RefSeq and is a predicted model, not a curated record. Lineage: Eukaryota; Metazoa; Mollusca; Cephalopoda; Octopoda; Octopodidae. The coding region runs from base 107 to 3388 and encodes 1093 amino acids.
UCAAAAGUCGCUAAUUUGAACGUACAUAAAGAAGCUGAAGGUCUUGUGGAACGGUUAGCGAGUCAAUUCAUUUGAAAGACAUCCUGUUUCAAAUUAAACUUGUGAGAUGUUCAGUGAAAAUAGUCCAGAAUGGUACUCUUCUAUAGAUGAAAAACCUUUCUCAAACAGAUUUGAAUAUGAUGAUACUGAGGCCAAGAGAAAUCAGAUUCAGAAUUUUGAGAAGGAUAUCAACCAAAUGGAGAGCAUGAUAUCAUCAAUGGAAGCCAUGUCUAAGAAUAUACGAGCACACUUGUUUGAGAUGCAGCCAGCGUCUAGCGAGGGCCUUACUACAAGACUGAAGCCGUACGACGGAGCAGGUUCUCAUCCUUCAGGUGUGAUCUUACCGGACUUCAAUGAUGCCGACAACACUUUCUCAGAAGUUUCCUGCAUGAGUUCCUCCGAAGAUGCUAUCUAUAAUGAUUACAAUGUGCUGCAAACAGAACCCUGGAAAGAAGUAAAACGUCGACCACUUCCCCCACCACGUGUUGAGUCAACAAUUCAGCCAGAUCCAAAUAAAGAACCUUACCAGACCCAUGUCCUAUAUAAAAGUCAAGUUGAAAUUUACCAAGAGGAGCCUAGUACAGACACUACAUUGCUUGCUGUAUCAGAUGAUGGUCUCCAACAGACCCACCAUCAAGAAGAAAUGGCCAUCCACAGCACAAAUAAUAAUCUACCUUCAUCAGUAGUACACCAACAAACUAUCAAACUGGAAGAUCUCGUCAGCCAAGCUGCCAAGUUACUGGAAGAUGGUGCUACAAAACCCAACAUUGACACUGAUGCAUUGGUUGAUUCUAUAAUGUCAGAAAUAAAGCAUUCUUUCAAUGAGAACACGGAGAAGACUGUUGAUGGAAUCGGUGUCCAUGAAACAACAGAUGAAAACAGACAGGAAACUGAUGAGAAUGUAAAAGAACGUGUAAAUGCCAGACAACGGGAUGCUGGACAAAGAAGAGCAAAAAAGAUUAUUGAUGGAACAAAGAGACAACAGAAUGCUAGCAGAAAAAAGAGUCGCUUAUUUGUGAGUGGAAAUAAGGAAGAAGAUGAUGAGGAGGAGGAGGAGGAUGAAGAGGAGGAGGAGGAAGGAGAUGAGGAGGGAGAUGUGGAAGAAGUAGAGGAACAAUAUUUAGAGCAGGGUACUGCUAGAGCGAGAAGAGGCCCGCAUGCCUCUUGGUAUAUGUCGAAGCAGAACGGAAAGGAAAGUGCAAUGAAGCCGUGUGGUUGGACUGUCCAAAGACAGCCGGGGUUGUUGUGGCCAAGUGAGAAGCCGUAUGAUGCGUAUGGUAAGAAGAAGCGGAAAAAAGAUGUAUCAGAGAAGGGCAGUGAACAGGAUGUGUUUAGGAGCAGCAGCAGGCAGCAGCAGAGAGCCAUCAAAAGAGAGCAACUUAAUAUUUUGGGGGGUGGGAAGCUGCAAGGUGAUGCCAGAAAGAAAAGCCAGCAGAAUGAUGUGUACCCUAAUACAGUAUGGCAGCAUAACAGUUCGGACAUGGACGCAACCGAUCAAAUAUUUAAUACCUUCAGUUUCCAGAGCCAUGACGACACUUUGCCUGUAGAUUGGGGAUAUUCAGACGACCCUGACGAAGAGAUUCUGUUUAGGAAAAGAGACCAGUUGUAUAACAAUGUUUACUCUCCAAACUCUUUUGUCAACAAACGUCUCUCACAUGGUAAGGAAAGAAACAAGGAGAAGAUUUUCGUAAGAGGUGGCAGCAAUGAAGUACGCAAACAGAACAGUGAGAUGAACCUGAGACGACACAUAAAGAGCCGAAGCACUAACGACAUCUCUAAAAUAUAUGACGGCAGCAACAAUUGUCAAUUUCCAGGGAUGUUGAUGAAAGGUGGUCAUACUUUGAACAGUCAGGUGUUUUCAGACUCUGAUGAAUACCAAGAGACAGACUGGUUAAAUGAGAAAGACAGGCGAAGAACUUUGUCCCUGACAAGACAUACGCCGAAGAACAAAUCACGAGGAGUACAUUUCAAUGACACAGUUUAUAUGAUUGAUGACAUGUAUGAUAAAAUUCCAUCGAGGCAUCAGAAGGACCACCACCAUUGCCACCAUAAUGACCACAGACAUGCCGAACCCUAUGAAUCUAUUUACACCAGCUCUUACACAAAUCCUUCUCACACUCGAUCAUUUUCAAAAGGUUUCUAUAACAACCCUCAACACUUUCAUACGGAUAACUAUGAAGCUGCAGAACCUCAUUAUGAUUACUCACCCUGGAUCAGAAAACCACCACAACCGGCGAAGCACUGGAGUUUUGUCUCCUUGAAUACGACCCCAGUGUCGAAAGUAGGACAGUCUCAAAAUGCAUAUGCCUCAAAGAAGGUUGGCAAUCCCAUUUUAAAGAAAACACCCCAGAAAGGUGCUGAAAGUUCAAAUUCAGGCAGUAAAGUUGUUGACAGAUCUUCUCCCUCUUUGUCAAAGAAGACAUCAGAGACAGGGCUUACCUUACAAUCAGGUUGUUCUCCAGACAGUGGAUAUCUAUCAGACACUCCAAAAAUGUUAGGUUGCACCAACAAAGCUCCUCCACCUAACACCAAUGUAAAGAAUAUGUCAGAGGCAAAGAAGGAUAUUAGUAAUAAUUCACCUAAAUUAAAGAUGGUCUGUUGUGUGAUGUCAAUGCCUGUCAAAGAGUCCAACAAGAAUGCAGUGAACAACAAAGAAGCCAUCUACAUCACUGGUUUCCAGAAUUCUGAUCUACAUUAUGAUGAAUUUCCCAGUCAAGAGAAGUUAGGAGUCCCUGUGAAAGCCAAUGAAGGAAAGAGAAUAGGCUGUCUUGUACGUGAAUUAUUGCAACAGGUAUCAGCAUGUGAAGUAAUGAACUCCAAACAAACUACACACAAAAGCAAUGCAGCUGCUUCCUCUGAUGCCGGCUCUGACUCUGGGCCUCCUGUGCUCUACUGCUACUUACCAUCAGAUGUUGUUCCAGUAUUAAACAAAGGGGAAUGUUCUACGAAUGGAAUCAAACAAAAUAAGAACACAAGCAGGAACACAGAGAAGUCAUCAGUAUCAAUAAAACCUCUAUGUGGCAAGGCCAGCCAGACUGACAAACAAGAUCUGAGUUAUAAUAAAAACAUCCAAAGAAAUGGGGGCCUGUCUUGGUGGAUUAACGGUCAGGACUUUUAUCUCAACGAUUCCAAUAAAACAGAAAGGAUAUACCGCAAUGUCCUUCCUCCACCACCGGCUGUCAGCAAAUCUAAACCAGUUUGUUUUAAUAAUAAUAAUAAGAAGGAUAACAGCUUGUUUGACCUGAAUCAAGUGCUGAAGGCAACUAGGAAGGGAAAGGUAUCACCAUUUCCCACUAAAAAGAAUGUACCAGCACCCCAACAACCAAAAAAGAAACCAUUUUUAUUAUAAAAUACAACUUUCAAAAAGAUGAAAAAGAGGUGAAACUGUGUGAGCAUUUGGCAUUCUUUGUGCAGGACCAGCUAUAGAAAUUACAUUUUUUUUUUUUAAAUACAAUUUCGGACAAAAACUGUAAGAGGUGAAUGAAAUGAUAAAUGAUGUACAGUUCUGAAGAUGAUAAUUUGAUAAUAAAAAUAAUAAAAAAGAAUGCUUUACAACUAUCAUCA